Molecule: messenger RNA, 5645 nt
Organism: Drosophila montana
Lineage: Eukaryota; Metazoa; Arthropoda; Insecta; Diptera; Drosophilidae
Gene: Tollo
Product: Toll-like receptor Tollo
Exons: 1
Coding region: 509-4612 (1367 amino acids)
Biological process (GO): signal transduction
Cellular component (GO): extracellular matrix
Molecular function (GO): protein binding
Source: RefSeq, a predicted model, not a curated record
GACGAGCGCACGCGUUGUCGGUUAAACGAAACGAAACGAAUCGAGACGCUGUCGCGUAAUGAAGAAGAGUCGCAGAGUGCUUGAAAGUUAUACGAAAAGAUAUUUAUCAUAGCUAAAAAACAACGCGUAUCGCACCCCCCACUUGGAUUACGGUCAGCGCGAAUGAGCUAAGAAACAAGAAAAUUGAAUUUGAAAAAGAAAAGAUAUAUAUGUAUACACAUAUAUAUCAUAAAAAUAUCAAAGAAAUCAAGAGCUGUUUUUAUGUGUUGUUGUGUGCUGUGUUUUAUUAUUAUUACAUCUAACACACUGCUGUGGAUUGUGCAAGCAUCUAUAAAAGAUCUACAAAAUAUCCACAAAAUGGGCUGCACAUAACGGAGCAACUGCAGCCCCCAAAACAAAACCCAAAAUCCCCACGAAAAACAGAAAACAAACGAAAAAUAGGAGAGAAAGAGCUAGCCCAGUCAACUAGUGGGUUUUCCAGCUAGUUUAGCUAGAAAUAAGCCAAAUAAUGCUGGCUAGCCACAUGCUCUACGUGCUCAUCGCCAGCUGUGUCAUGCCCAUUUUUGGGGCGGCGCUGAGCAAAACAGUUUUGUACCAGGCGCCCGACGAAUGCCGCUGGUCCGGCGGCGGGGAGCACGACAUAACCCUGGUCUGCCAUCUGCGGACCAUCAACUCGGAGCUGGAGAACACAAAUUUCAGUGUGAUCCAGCCACACAAUACGGUCCGGCUGCGUCUGGAGUGCAACGAUGCGCUCUUCUUCCAGAGCAGCCUCAGUCCGGACAGCUUCCGUUCGCUGGUGGAGCUGCGCGACCUGACCAUCGAGUACUGCAAGCUGGGCAAUCUGACGGAGGGCUCCUUUCGCGGCCUGCACGAGCUGAGGAAUCUGACGAUACGCACGCACAAUGGCGACUGGUCGACCAUGUCGCUGGAGAUGGCCUCGAAUAGCUUUGUGGAAUUCCGGCAGCUGGAGCGCUUGGACUUGAGCCUGAACAACAUCUGGCUGAUACCGGACGGCAUGGUCUGCCCGCUCAAGUCGCUGCAGCAUCUGAAUGCCUCGUACAACAAGAUCCAGGACAUAAGCAACUUUUACUUUAGCGCCUCGCUCAGCUCCAGGAAGUCGCGUGUGUGCGGCUCGACGCUGCAAUCCUUGGACUUGAGUGCCAACAAAAUGGUCAGCCUGCCGUCGGCCAUGUUAUCGGCGCUGGUGCGUCUGACCCACUUGAAUAUGGCACGGAACAGCAUGAGCUUUCUGGCUGAUAGGGCAUUCGAGGGUCUGAUAUCGCUGCGCGUGGUGGAUCUGUCCGCCAACCGCUUGACCUCGCUGCCCCCGGAGCUGUUCGCCGAGACGAAGCAGCUGCAGGAGAUCUAUCUGAAGAACAAUUCGAUUAAUGUGCUGGCGCCGGGCAUCUUUGGUGAGCUCGCCGAGCUGCUGGUGCUCGAUUUGGCCAACAACGAGCUCAACUCGCAGUGGAUCAAUGCGGCCACCUUUGUGGGCCUCAAACAGCUCGUCCUGCUAGAUCUGUCCGCCAAUAAGAUAAGCCGCCUCGAGGCGCACAUCUUCCGGCCGCUGGCCAGCCUGCAAAUACUGAAGCUGGAGGGCAACUAUAUAGAUCAGUUGCCCGCGGGCAUCUUUGCCGAUUUGGGCAGCCUGCACACGCUGAUUCUGUCCAACAAUCGCAUCUCGGUGAUUGAGCAGCGCACGCUGCAGGGCCUGAAUAAUCUGCAGGUGCUCUCGCUGGACUAUAAUCGGCUGUCCCGGCUGGAUGCGCGUGCCCUGAUUAACUGCAGCCAGCUGCAGGAUUUGCAUUUGAAUGAUAAUAAGCUGCAGGCGGUGCCGGAGGCACUGGCCCAUGUGCCCCUCCUAAAGACACUCGACGUGGGCGAGAAUCUGAUUGCACAAAUCGAGAAUACGAGCAUUACCCAACUGGAGAAUCUGUAUGGGCUGCGCAUGACGGAGAACUCACUGACGCACAUACGCAGAGGCGUCUUUGACCGCAUGAGCUCGCUGCAGAUAUUGAAUCUGUCGGGCAACAAGCUCAAGUCCAUUGAGGCGGGUGCACUGCAGCGGAAUACCCAGCUGCAAGCGAUACGCCUGGAUGGCAAUCAGCUGAAGAGCAUAGCGGGGCUAUUCACGGACCUGCCCAAUCUGGUUUGGCUGAAUAUCUCUGGGAAUCGGCUGGAAAAGUUCGAUUAUUCGCACAUACCCUUCGGGCUGCAGUGGCUGGAUGUGCGUGCCAAUCGGAUAGCACAGCUGGGCAACUACCUGCAGAUGGAGAACGACCUGAGUCUGAGCACCUUCGAUGCCAGCUACAAUUUGCUCACUGAGAUCACGGCCAGCUCCAUACCGGACAGCGUGGAGGUGCUCUAUCUGAACGACAAUCUGAUCAGCAAGAUACAGCCAUAUACGUUCUUCAAGAAGCCGAAUCUCACGCGCGUCGAUCUCGUGCGCAACAAGCUGACCACGCUGGAGCCGAACGCGCUCAGGCUGUCGCCGAUUGCGGAGGAUCGCGAGAUACCCGAGUUCUACAUUGGGCACAAUGCCUACCAGUGCGAUUGCAAUCUCGAUUGGCUGCAGAAGAUCAAUCGGGAGUCACGCACGCAGCCGCAGCUCAUGGAUCUCGAUCAGAUCUAUUGCAAAUUGUCUUAUGCACGCGGCGCCACGCAUCUAUCCCUGAUCGAGGCCAAGUCCAACGACUUUUUAUGCAAAUACGAGUCGCACUGCUUUGCCCUAUGCCACUGCUGUGACUUUCAGGCCUGCGAUUGCAAAAUGGACUGUCCCGAUCGCUGCUCCUGCUAUCACGAUCAGUCCUGGACCUCCAAUGUUGUCGACUGCAGUCGCGCCAGCUACGAGCGCGCCCUGCCCUCGCACAUACCCAUGGACGCCACCCAGCUGUAUUUGGAUGGCAAUCACUUUGCGGAGCUGCAGUCUCAUGCGUUCAUUGGACGCAAACGGCUCAAGGUGCUGCAUCUGAAUCAUUCGCGCAUCGAGACCCUGCACAAUCGCACCUUCUACGGCCUGCUCGAGCUGGAGGUGCUCCAGCUGCAGAACAAUCAGCUGCGCGCCCUCAAUGGCAACGAGUUUCAGGGUCUGGACAAUCUGCAGGAGCUGUAUCUGCAGCAUAAUGCUAUUGCGACCAUAGAUACGCUCACCUUUACACAUCUCUAUCACCUGAAGAUACUGCGACUGGACCACAAUGCCAUUGGCUCCUUUGCCGUGUGGAACUUUCUGCCCAGUUAUCUGAAUGAGCUGCGCCUGGCGGGCAACCCCUGGAGCUGCCGUUGCGAGUUCAUUGACAAGCUGCGCGACUACAUGGGCCGGCACGAGUACGUCCGGGAUCGGCAGCAGCUGCGCUGCGAGUUGCCUGGCAAUAGCAGCCAGCAGCAGGCCGUGCAAAUGGCCAUUUAUGCGGCAGCUGGGGAAUCCCUGCCCGUGGUGCAGUGCAGCCAAACGCUGCAGCUGGGUCUGGACAACAGCUUCAACAAUGCGGAACGUGCGGGCGCUGCCGGCGAAUCGGCCGGUGGGAAUAUGACCUCCACCAAGAUGAUACUCACACAGCCGCCCAAGCAGGACUACAUACCCAUUCUGGUGGCCAUACUGACGGCCUUCAUCUUCAUCAUGAUCUGCACAUUGUUGGUGUUCAUCUUUCGCCAGGAGAUGCGCGUGUGGUGUCACUCGCGCUUCGGCGUUCGUCUCUUCUACAACGGGCAGAAGGAUGUGGACAAGAAUGAGCGCGAGAAACUGUUCGAUGCGUUCAUCUCGUAUUCCUCCAAGGAUGAGCUGUUCGUCAACGAGGAGCUGGCGCCCAUGCUGGAGCUGGGCGAGCACCGCUACAAGCUGUGCCUGCAUCAGCGCGACUUCCCUGUGGGCGGCUACCUGCCGGAGACCAUUGUCCAGGCCAUCGACAGCAGCCGACGCACCAUUAUGGUCGUCUCCGAGAACUUCAUCAAGUCGGAAUGGUGCCGCUUCGAGUUCAAGUCGGCGCAUCAGUCGGUGCUGCGGGAUCGCAGGCGUCGCCUCAUUGUCAUCGUGCUGGGCGAGGUGCCGCAGAAGGAACUGGAUCCGGAUCUGCGGCUCUAUCUGAAGACCAACACGUAUCUGCAGUGGGGAGACAAGCUCUUCUGGCAGAAGCUGCGCUUCGCCCUGCCCGAUGUCAGUUCCUCGCAUGCCCAGCGCUCGGGUCAGCCCUGUCAUGCGCCCAUCAACCAUCCCGCCUACCAUCAUCAUCAUCAUGUGCAUCAGCAGCAACAGCAGCAGCAGCCGCAGCAGCUGCCGUUGCAUGCAGCGCAUCCCGUGCCCCAUCCGCAUCCGCAUCAUCAGCAGCAGUUCAUGCUGCCGCCGCCGCCCCUGCCCCUGCAGCCGGGCAGCUUCCGGCGACAGCCCUCCACGCAGCAGCAGCAUCGCGCCGCAGCGAAUAACAACAACAACCAGCAGCAGCAGCAGCAGCAGGCGGCGCUGCUUAUGGGUGGCGGCAGCUGCAGCGGAGGGGGUGGUGCCACAAGCGCCCAGCCACAAAUGAUACCACUCGCGGGUGGCAUACAACAGCAGAGUCUGCCGCUGCCGCCGCAGGUGACGUCGCAGCCAACGCCAGCGUCACGUAAUUUGCACAUGUAAGUGAGAGAGAGGGCACACAAGCGAAAGAGAGAGAGAGACAAACUAAUUUCAUUAUUCAAUUAAACUUUAAGCUAAAGCUUAAUGAAAAUUAAUCUUAAAUCAAAAUAAAAGGUGAGGCAAAGAAAGAGAGAGAGAGAGAGAGAGAGACAACAUAAAAAGACAGCAUUAAAAAGAGUUCGGUUCACAUUUGGUUCGGUUCAGCGCUGGUUCGGUUCGCAGCUAGUUCAAACCAAGUUCGAGUUACAAAAGCAAAAGUUAAAAGAAAGUCAAAGCGAGAGAGAAGAAAAGGAAUCGAAUCAUUUUUAAAUCAGUUUAGUUAGAGUGAAUAGCAGAGAGAGAGGGAGACAGAGAGAGAGAGAGAGGGCGAGACAAAGUGAGUAAGGCGAGAGAAUCAAGGAAUCAAACCGAAUUAAAUCUAGUUUCUAUAUUGCGAACAGUUACAAUUUGGAUUUUGGUUUUAAACCCGUUUAAAAAACCUGGCUCAGAGCAAACCACAAUUGGCAUGAGGCUUAAGAGAUUUGCCGCUGCCCGAAAUGAAAUGAGAGUCACAGUAAGAGCCAAUAUGCAAAUGAAAAGCGUUUAGCGAUAAAAGCCUAGUUACAUGCUAAAAUAGCAACAACAACAAUUGCAGCUGGGGGCAGGCAACAGCAAGAACAACAACAACAACAACAGUAAACAGUAAAAUACCAAAUAGUUGGCCAAGAGAGAGAGGAAGAGAGGAAGGGGGCUCGAGCGGCAACUAAAUGCCCGGCAACGGGGGAGAACGAGCCAAUUGUUGUUGGCCCUGUUCUGUUUUCUUACGGCAAGCUAUUUUCAGUUUCCUGGCUCGUAGCAAGAUUCAGAAAAUUGAUGUUGCAUGCAACACACCAACAGCAAGAGCAACUGCAACCAGUCGGGGGCAUGCAGCCGGGCAGGCAGGCAGGCAGGCGGGCAGGCGCAGACGUUGUAGACGCAGCCAAGGCCCAAAACAAUUUUUGUUUUCCUUUUGUUAUUUUCUCUCUGUACCAACAUUUUCUUUUUCUUUUUUUUUUGU